AUGGCGGAGAAAGAGGAAUCGUCGGAAUCGUCGGAAUCACCAUUUCCGAUUAUGUCACUUCCCAAAGACAUAAUCGUUGACAUCAUAGCGCGUGUAGGGAGACGCGACCAUCCAACACUAUCCCUUGUGUCGAAGCAGUUCCGGUCAAUUGUUUCGUCGCCUGAGCUAUACGCGAGAAGAUCCGUGUUGGGCCGCACUGAACACCGUCUCUAUGUUCUCCUCCAUGAGUACAUGCCCUCGUGGAAAAAAUGUCUGUACGUUCUCCGCAAUCGUCGCUUGGUCCCUAUCCCUACGCUUCCCAAAAGUGGAAUCUUUGUCGCGGCGGGCUCGAAGAUAUAUGCGUUUGGUAUGGAUAUCGCAUACACGAGAAAAGCCGUGAGCAUCGAGUGUAGAUCUCACAUGGUGAAAACCCUCCCGAGCAUGCCUUAUAUGUUGACCAGAGCUGCUAGCUUCAUUGACGGGAAGAUCUAUGUAAGUGGAAACUGCGAUUAUGACGGGAAUGAGGUUUCGAUGGUGGUGUUUGAUACAGAGACACAAAUGUGGGAGGCAGAGGUGAUAGAGCCGGAUAUCAAGGUAGGUUCUCAGAUUAGGUGUAGUCUUGUGAUGGGUGGUAAAAUAUAUUUAGCGGAUUAUCACAGCAGCGUUUUUUACGAUCCAAAGGAGAGGACAUGGGGAAGAGACGAGAUGCUGGAUUCUAAGUCGUGGAUGGGUAAGGGUGCGUGUGUGCUUGAUGACGUAUUGUACUAUUACGAUGCAUCUGAGAAUUGUUUAAGAGUGUAUGAUCCAAGAAGAGGUGUUGGGGAGUGGUGA
This is a messenger RNA of Microthlaspi erraticum, 810 nucleotides long. The record is from the annotation of a GenBank genome assembly. Lineage: Eukaryota; Viridiplantae; Streptophyta; Magnoliopsida; Brassicales; Brassicaceae.